AUGACUAAUGAUGAAAUUAUUGAUGGUGAAAUAGAACAAAUUGCUUCAUUAGAUGAUUCACAUCCAGCAGAAAAUAAAAAGGCCAAGUGGGCUUUGGCAGAUUUAUUUCCUGCUGGUCUUGAU
This is a messenger RNA of Entrophospora candida, 123 nucleotides long. The record is from the annotation of a GenBank genome assembly. NCBI's taxonomy places the organism in Eukaryota, Fungi, Glomeromycota, Glomeromycetes, Entrophosporales, Entrophosporaceae.